AGAGCCGGCAGCACGAUGGUGGACUACCACGCGGCGAACCAGCCCUACCAGUACGGCCCCAGCAGCGGCGGCAACGGCGGCGGCGGCGGCGUCGGCGACUACAUGGCCCAGGAGGACGACUGGGACCGCGACCUGCUCCUCGACCCCGCCUGGGAGAAGCAGCAGCGCAAGACCUUCACAGCAUGGUGUAACUCUCACUUGCGGAAAGCUGGCACCCAGAUCGAGAACAUCGAUGAGGAUUUUAGGGAUGGGCUCAAACUCAUGCUUCUGUUAGAGGUUAUUUCAGGGGAACGGCUACCUAAACCAGAGCGAGGGAAAAUGAGAGUGCACAAAAUUAACAAUGUGAACAAAGCCCUGGACUUCAUUGCAAGCAAAGGUGUCAAGCUGGUCUCCAUAGGAGCAGAAGAGAUUGUGGAUGGCAAUGCAAAGAUGACAUUGGGAAUGAUUUGGACCAUUAUUCUUCGAUUUGCCAUCCAGGACAUCUCAGUGGAAGAGACCUCUGCCAAGGAGGGUCUCCUUCUCUGGUGUCAGAGAAAGACUGCGCCAUACAAGAAUGUCAACGUGCAGAACUUCCACAUCAGCUGGAAGGAUGGUCUCGCUUUCAAUGCCCUGAUCCACAGGCAUCGGCCAGAGCUGAUAGAGUAUGACAAGCUGCGGAAGGAUGACCCUGUCACAAACCUGAACAAUGCCUUUGAAGUCGCUGAGAAGUACCUCGAUAUCCCCAAGAUGUUGGAUGCCGAGGACAUCGUGAACACAGCCCGUCCUGAUGAGAAGGCCAUUAUGACCUAUGUGUCCAGCUUCUACCAUGCCUUUUCAGGAGCGCAGAAGGCUGAGACAGCUGCUAACAGGAUCUGCAAGGUGCUGGCCGUCAAUCAAGAGAAUGAGCACCUGAUGGAGGAUUAUGAGAAGCUGGCUAGUGAUCUGCUGGUGUGGAUCCGACGUACCAUUCCUUGGCUAGAAGAUCGUGUGCCUCAGAAGACCAUCCAAGAGAUGCAGCAGAAGCUUGAGGACUUCCGUGACUACCGGAGGGUGCACAAACCACCCAAAGUGCAGGAGAAAUGCCAGCUGGAGAUCAAUUUCAACACUCUGCAGACCAAACUCCGGCUGAGUAACCGCCCUGCCUUCAUGCCCUCAGAGGGCAAGAUGGUGUCAGACAUCAACAAUUCUUGGCAGCAUCUGGAGCAGGCAGAGAAGGGCUUUGAAGAGUGGCUGCUCAAUGUAAUUCGGCGGCUGGAGCGUCUGGAUCACCUGGCGGAGAAGUUUGGGCAGAAAGCCUCCAUCCAUGAAGCAUGGACUGAUGGUAAGGAAGCCAUGCUGAAACAGAAGGACUAUGAGACAGCUACCCUGUCUGACAUCAAAGCCCUCAUCAGAAAACAUGAGGCCUUUGAGAGUGACCUGGCAGCCCAUCAGGACCGCGUGGAACAAAUUGCUGCCAUUGCCCAGGAGCUGAAUGAACUGGAUUAUUAUGAUUCCCCAAGUGUCAAUGCUCGAUGCCAGAAGAUCUGUGACCAGUGGGAUGCCCUUGGCUCGCUGACACACAGUCGAAGAGAAGCUCUUGAGAAAACAGAGAAACAGCUGGAAACAAUUGACCAGCUGCACCUGGAAUACGCCAAGCGCGCGGCACCAUUCAACAACUGGAUGGAGAGUGCGAUGGAAGACCUACAAGACAUGUUCAUUGUCCACACCAUCGAGGAGAUUGAGGGCCUAAUUGCAGCCCAUGACCAGUUCAAGUCCACCCUGCCGGAUGCCGACAAGGAGCGGGAGGCUAUCCUCGCCAUCCACGGGGAAGCACAGAGGAUUGCUGAAUGUAACCAUAUCAAGCUGCUGGGGAGCAACCCCUACACCACUGUUACCCCCCAGAUCAUCAACUCCAAGUGGGAGAAGGUCCAGCAGCUCGUGCCAAAGCGGGACGAUGCCCUGCUGGAGGAGCAGAGCAAGCAGCAGUCCAAUGAGCGUCUCCGCCGGCAGUUUGCCAGCCAGGCCAACAUCGUGGGGCCGUGGAUCCAGACCAAGAUGGAGGAAAUUGGGCGUAUUUCCAUUGAAAUGAACGGUACCCUGGAGGACCAGCUGAACCACCUGAAGCAGUAUGAACUGAGCAUCGUGGACUAUAAGCCCAACCUGGACCUCCUGGAACAGCAGCACCAGCUCAUCCAGGAGGCCCUCAUCUUUGACAACAAACACACCAACUACACCAUGGAGCAUAUCCGUGUGGGCUGGGAACAGCUCCUCACCACCAUUGCCAGAACCAUCAACGAGGUAGAGAACCAGAUCCUGACCCGGGAUGCCAAAGGCAUCAGUCAGGAGCAGAUGCAGGAGUUCCGGGCAUCAUUCAACCACUUUGACAAAGAUCACGGCGGGGCGCUGGGGCCUGAGGAGUUCAAAGCAUGCCUCAUCAGCCUGGGCUACGAUGUGGAAAAUGACCGACAGGGUGACGCCGAAUUCAACCGCAUCAUGAGUGUUGUGGACCCCAACAAUAGCGGCAUUGUGACAUUCCAGGCCUUUAUUGACUUCAUGUCCCGAGAGACCACCGAUACAGACACAGCUGACCAAGUCAUUGCUUCCUUCAAGGUCCUCGCUGGAGAUAAGAACUUCAUCACAGCUGAGGAGCUUCGGCGGGAGCUGCCCCCAGACCAGGCGGAGUACUGCAUUGCCCGCAUGGCUCCAUACCAGGGCCCAGAUGCUGCUCCUGGAGCCUUGGACUACAAAUCCUUCUCCACAGCCCUGUAUGGCGAGAGUGACCUGUGAGCCACCUGCUCCCCCUCACCCCUGCCGCCCCUCACUGAGGAGACACAGCAACCCAACCUCCAUCUCUGGGGAGGGUGGGGUAGCCCCCCAAGUCCCCUUCUCCCUCCAAGGGGGCGGCUUGCUAUAGUCCAGUUUUCUCUGACCUGACCAGGUAUCUAUGCAAAGUGCACUCUCUCUCUUUCUCUCUCUUUCCUUCCUUUUUGUGGGAGAGGGGGAAGGGGCAGGAUCUCUCUUCUCUCUUAGUUGAUUGGCCAGGAGUUCCCCAGCCUGGGGCAGGGGUAAUGGUGAAGGGGGAGUUUAGAGUAAAUCAUUCUGGUCUGUUAUAAAUAUAUAUAUAAUAUAUAUAUUUUUUAAACUAAGCUGAGGUGAUAACCCUCAUGAAAUGAAGACUGGCCUCCCUCUCCAAGCUGCACAGCAUCAGGAUAACAUGUCUCCUCAGCCUCACAGUCACCCCUGGCACACGUCUCACCCCCCCCUACACACACACACAAAUUCCCCUUGUCAUCCCAGCAGAUAAACUCUUUCCCUCCUCCACAAAGUCCUAUUACAGCUUGUUCCCUUCAGGGCCAAAGACCAUGUGCCUUGUCUAGGAACCCUUUUGGGUCCAGUUCUUGGAUGGGACAAAGGGAUGGGGAGGCAACCCAGAAUCCUCAGGAUAUGGGUUCACUGGUGACGGCCCCGCAGGUUGGGCACCUCCAGAAAAGGGCUCGCCCGUAGCCUCCUCUUCCUCUAAGCUCUUUUGUUUCUUUCCGUCUUCUUCUCUCUCUUCCCCCUACUUCUUUUCCCCAUAAAGAUGCGUAAAGAGGGAUAGAUGGCAAGCCAACCAGGGCAGCUUAGAUCAUGGUCAUUUAUUGGUGUUUGGGAGUUAGGGAGCAGCAGCCGGAGAGGGCUGAACUUGAGAGGAUCUGGGGGUGGUGGAGGAAGAGUCGCAGAGGAUGGGGCAUCUACCGUGGGUCAUGAAAAUGGGCGUAAGUAUCGAGGCAGCCCUCAUGCUCAGACCCAGCUUCACGGACUAUCCCUCACUAGGCAUCCCACUCUCACUUUGACUGGACUCUCCCUCAGCAAGUUUUCUAAGGACCAAAAAAUUAAAAAAUUUUUAAAAAAAAAUUAAAAAAAAUUUAAAUCCCCACAAAAAAAAACUUUUAAAAUAAUUAAAAACUUUCAGAGAGUUACUAUUUACUUUAUUAACUUACGGAUUUAUUAUAUAAAUAUAUAUUCACCUAGCAACAUAUAUUUGCCGUCUUUCUUGGUCUUGUAAUUACGCUAUCAGCUGAUUAUCCUAACUCCCCUCUGCCCUUCUCCCCUCCCCUUCCCUCACCCCUUCAUUGUUUUCCCUCUUUGUUGUCUUUUGUCAGGGACUAGUCUUUGGGAAUUCCCCCGAUGGGAGGGUCUGGGGGCCUGGCUUAGGGGAGAAGAAGGCUGGGCUGGCUGCUUCUGUUUGUGGUUUUGUUCUUUCUUUUUUGGGCGUUCAUUCUCAUUAAUUUUUUUCUGGAAAAACCAACAGGACAAUAAAAUGUGUAAUAUUUUUAAGAACGAUUUCCCAAAUGUA
Messenger RNA from Vombatus ursinus (common wombat), 4294 nucleotides. It is a transcript of the gene ACTN4, whose product is annotated as actinin alpha 4. Gene Ontology annotation, molecular function: calcium ion binding; actin filament binding. Lineage: Eukaryota; Metazoa; Chordata; Mammalia; Diprotodontia; Vombatidae. Gene Ontology annotation, cellular component: cell projection; plasma membrane; cell junction. The record is from RefSeq and is a predicted model, not a curated record. The transcript has 21 exons. Bases 16 to 2745 code for a protein of 909 amino acids. Gene Ontology annotation, biological process: actin cytoskeleton organization; muscle cell development.